CGGCGUAUGAGAUAAGUUAUGACGUCAGUCGUAACCAGCUGAGGCUCUGGAGACGUCUGCACAGUCUCAAACCAGUGCCGACUGUGCACGUGCGCUGCAGCGAGAGGGCAAGUGCGAGCCGGUGGGUUAUAUAAAGGUUCCAGGAAAAGAAAAUCGAAAUUAGGAUCUAUCAUGUCUGUGGUGCAGAACGGCGAAGAAGCACCUACUUCGUAUUUCAUCGGGAAGAAAGAAGACAUCAUAAAGGCUAAGCGAGUGUUGAAGUUUAUGAACGGAAGGGAUGUCCUUGUUAUCUACCACGAGGGGAAAUUUUAUGCCAUGGACGCGCAUUGCUAUCAUGCUGGAAGCUCGUUAGAGAAUGGAGACAUUGAGGAGAUCAAUUACAAACUGUGCAUAGUGUGCCCGUCACACAAGUACAAGAUCACGCUAGCAGAGGGGGAGGGGCUGUACAAAGCCAGAGACCCCAAAGAGAAGAACCCCACCCCCUGCUGGUUCUCCAAGGGCAUAAAGCAGAGGGUUCACACCGUGCUGGAGGUGGACGGGGACAUCUACGUCAGGAUGUCGGAAGAGCGCGGGUGGAUCGAGUCCGACUACUAUCAGAGCGAGAAGCAACGGCAAGAGCGGCAAAAAUGCGCUGAGAUAUGCGCUGUGGAUGAGGGAGAGAGCUGAGUGAGAGCCCACCUUCUACAACACACACACACCAACACACACACACCAACACGCACACGCACCCACACACACACACCCACACACACCCACACACCCAUACACACACACACACACACACACACACACAUACAAACACACACGCACACGCACACACACACACACACACACACAUUUACACUCGCACACACGCACAUACACACACACACACACACACACACACACACACGCACAUGCACACACACACACCCAUACACACACACACACACACACACGCACACACACACGCACACACACACACACACCCAUACACACACACACACCCACACAAACGCGGACACACACACACACACACACACAUAAACACACAAACAUUUACACUCGUACACACGCACAUACACACACACACAUGCACUCGUAUACAUACACACACAAACACACACACACACACAAACUCACACAGAGGCACACACACACACACUCGUAUACAUACACACACAAACACACACACACACAUACACACCACCACCAGGUCUGGUUCUUCCCUGAAGAAGAAGGGUUCAAAUGAAGUGAGCUUACCGGCCAGGUCUAGAUGUUUGUUGCUGGGGGGUGCUACCCUUGGGGUUCUGUUAGUUUGCUGGUCCAACCUCUGAUUAAAACACCAGAGAAUUAACAUGAGCAAAAUACGAUAUUCUAACUGUCCAAACAUGGAAACUUACAGUCAGUGAGCCUCAUGACUGUAUUAUCUGUGCCAUUCUGGUGGCUGUGUCUGUAUGAACUGUGCCCCUGUCUUGGUCUUUUGAAUGAAGUCCUCACUGUGCAUGUGCUUGAUAAGUUUAAUAUUUGACGAGAGGGAGUUUGUGUACAUGUGUGUUUUGGGAUAAGAGGCUUCACACCUAUGAUUUUACCCAUGUCUUUCUCUUGUUCAGUGUGUUGUAAAAAAAAACCUCUGCUAAUGUCUCAAAUGGUUUAAAAAUGAAGUUUUUGCAGUUUUAAGGAAUCUCAUUAUUUUUUUACUUUGUCAUGGUCAGGGAUGCAUGGCAGUAUCCCAGAAAAGUUUUUUUUUUUUUUCCAGAUGAACCAAAAUUUGGAGGAAGUGACCUAUGCAUACAUAUAAUGUUUACAUCGAUAGAAAUUCGGAACUUUGAAAAUUUGAAUAGCUCCUGUCUUCUCAAUGCGUGAUGGAAUAUGUUUUUUAAUUUCACAGCACAUGAGCUUUCAUACCUCACUUCAGAGAGAAUGAGUGUGCAUUUCUCUUACUGCCUGCUCUGUUUGCUACACCCUUGUUAAUUAUCACAAGCAGUUGACAAAGACAGGAAGUCAGAAGGGCGGAGGGAUCUUGUGUCUUGCAUCCUUGUUGACUGAUUAAUUUGGGUUUUCCUAGAAGCAGAAAG
This is a messenger RNA of Anguilla rostrata (American eel), 2057 nucleotides long. RefSeq names its product Rieske (Fe-S) domain containing (gene rfesd). The coding region runs from base 172 to 666 and encodes 164 amino acids. The record is from RefSeq and is a predicted model, not a curated record. Lineage: Eukaryota; Metazoa; Chordata; Actinopteri; Anguilliformes; Anguillidae. The transcript has 4 exons. Gene Ontology annotation, molecular function: 2 iron, 2 sulfur cluster binding.